Molecule: messenger RNA, 530 nt
Organism: Argentina anserina (silverweed cinquefoil)
Lineage: Eukaryota; Viridiplantae; Streptophyta; Magnoliopsida; Rosales; Rosaceae
Exons: 1
Coding region: 10-327 (105 amino acids)
Source: RefSeq, a predicted model, not a curated record
UCUGAAGUCAUGGCCGCACCACCACCGCCGGGCUCAGCCCCCGGCUUCCGAAAACCGUUAGGGUUCUGGAAAAACGCGGUGAAGCGCAAGGACAGCUUCAUCCAAUUCUUCGCAAUGACCGGGAUCCUGCUUCUAAGUAUGAGAUCGCUGGGCCAGAAGUACCGCCUCCACGAUCUAGAGGAGGACACGGCGGCGCUGAAAGAGGAGAAGGAAACCCUAGACAACCGAAUGAGCAACAUCAAGAGAGACCUCCUCCACGAAGCCUCUAUGGACCCCACUGGUGCCUUCGCCGCCAGGCUCCGCCGUCUCUUCGGCGACCAACAGUGAGUUCCGGACGAAGCCCCAACCCUGUGAGUAAGCGGAAAUGAAGUUGAGUUUUGAGAAUUUGGAUGCUCAAUUUAGUGGAAGUGCUUGUUUGAUCUUCAAUUUUAGGAUGGGAUUAAUAAUUGGAAUUCCAUAUGACAUUUGCUACUCAUGGCUUCAUAUUACACUAUUUGGUAUUUAAAUUGAAAUCAGAGAAUAGGAGGCAA